Limulus polyphemus (Atlantic horseshoe crab) is the source of this 5162-nucleotide messenger RNA. Its product is annotated as F-box/LRR-repeat protein 14-like. The record is from RefSeq and is a predicted model, not a curated record. Gene Ontology annotation, molecular function: protein binding. Lineage: Eukaryota; Metazoa; Arthropoda; Merostomata; Xiphosura; Limulidae. Gene Ontology annotation, cellular component: SCF ubiquitin ligase complex. Gene Ontology annotation, biological process: SCF-dependent proteasomal ubiquitin-dependent protein catabolic process. Bases 201 to 1481 code for a protein of 426 amino acids. The transcript has a single exon.
AGCUAUUGGUCACGUGACUAACUUACUCUCGUUGAAGAGAGCUAGACUUGCAGAAAACGUACAGUAGAAGACAAGGGAACGUCGUGGGGCCAGAGUAUCGUGGGGUAAACAGUUUGUAUGGCCAAAGAUAGUUUUGUUGUUAUUAAUAUAUGAUGGAUGUAUUAUCUUGAUUGUUAUGGGUUAAUACUAAGUGCCGAUAGAUGUUUAGAGUAACCAUGGAUAGUCAAACAAGUAGCCUCUGUGGUGAACCUACGCCACACAUCUCGUGCCUCUACCCGGAGAUCUUAGCCCUGAUUUUCAGCCAUCUAAAUGUACGAGACAAGGGACGUGCGGCACAGGUUUGUUCAGCUUGGCGGGAGGCAGCUUACCACAAGUCCGUCUGGCGCGGAGUUCGUGCUCGGUUACACCUAAGACGAGCCAAUCCCUCUUUGUUUCCCAGUUUAGUGCGUCGAGGAAUUCGUCGAAUACAAAUUCUUAGUUUGCGAAGGAGCCUCCGAGACGUGGUAUUAGGUGUUCCAAACCUGGAAUCUUUAAAUUUGAUCGGAUGCUACAAUUUGAGUGACUCGUGGCUCAGCCAUGCCCUCGUUCACGAGAUGCCAUCGCUGACGGAUCUAAAUCUUAGCAUGUGUAAACAGAUCACGGACUCCAGUUUGGAACGCAUUGCUCAACACUUACAGAACUUGGAGAUUUUGGACUUGGGUGGAUGCUGUAACAUUACGAACACAGGGUUACUUCUGGUGGCCUGGGGACUCAGACGGCUUCGUAGUCUUAACUUACGUAGCUCUCGACAUAUAUCAGACGCAGGAAUUGGUCAUUUAUCCGGCUUGAAUCCAGAAGCCGCCGAUGGAACCGUGGCUUUAGAACAUUUGGGGCUCCAGGACUGCCAGAAAAUUACAGACAACGCCCUCAGACAAGUGAGUUUAGGACUUCACAAUGUGAAGAGUAUUAACUUAAGUUUUUGUGCUAGUGUAACAGACUUCGGCCUGAAGUUUUUGGCACGAAUGUGUGAACUGCGUGAGCUGAAUCUUCGAAGCUGCGACAACAUCACAGACUUGGGCAUGGCUUACCUGGCCGAAGGCGGUUCGCGAUUAACAACUCUCGAUAUCAGUUUUUGUGACAAGGUAGGAGAUCAAGGCCUGCUUCAUGUCUCCCAAGGUAUUUUUAAUCUUAGAAACCUCAGUCUCAAUGCAUGCCCCAUCAGUGAUGAGGGAUUAAGUCGGAUCGCUCGCACGCUCUCAGACCUUCAGUACCUGAAUAUUGGUCAAUGUUCACGUGUUACCGACAAAGGACUUAGUCUCAUUGCUGACAAUUUUCAUCAGCUCCGCAGUAUUGACCUUUACGGGUGCACUAAAAUCACCACGGUGGGACUAGAAAAAGUCAUGCAGCUUCCAUGCCUUUCAGGCUUAAAUUUAGGCUUGUGUCCGUUGUGGGAGAAAGAAGACACCCAGCCUGUCUGUGAUAGUGUAAAUGUGUAUAAAUAGUAUAUAUAUAUAUAUAUAUAUAUAGAACGUAAAGAAGCAUAUGCCCCAACACACACACACACACACACAUAUAUAUAUAUUGGUAUUUACACACUUUCACAAAAAAUGUCCUGAUAAUUUUUUAAAACCUUAUGUUAUAACGUGAAGUGGAUGGGGGGAGAAGAAUUUCCUAAGCCUAACACUGUGACAAAAUGUUACGAGAGCGAUUGUCUUAAGAGAUGCGUAUACAUUGUUGAUUUGAAGAAAACUAUCAUACAUAAGGUUUGAAACUUCUUUUCCAAAUUUUAUUUUCGAAUGAUAUAAAUUGUGCGUUUAAACUGUAUAUGUACUAUAUAUAUAUAUAUAUAAUUUUUUAUCAUCAAUCUCUGUGGUUAAACCAUGUAGCAUAGGAUUAAAGAUUUGUUUUUUAAGUCCGUGUCUUAGUUUAAGGUGUUUAAAUCUACAACUUACAAGGAAGCAAGAUAAAUUGAAUUGUAGUAAUCAUAGAAGUCAGAUAUAUCCACACUGUGGGUGAAGGACUGUAUGAAAAGUUCACUUUUUUCUAAACCAGCACAGAAAUGUUAUCCAAACGUACAGUAAGUGAAUUUAAAAUUAAUUGAAAUCCUCUUUUAAUAAUUCUCCAUUUCACUCUUUUAAUCUGGUUAUAAAAUAUCACGAACGACUCAUUCUUCUGACCAAGAUAUGUAUUCAGUUUAAGUAAAUAUUAUGUUUUAUGUCAGUAAUUAUUUUUACAAACAAAUGGUCAUCAGUACUAUGAAACUCAGAUGAAAGAGGGGGGAGUAGUAUAGAAUUGUUGAAGGAAAGCUUAUACUAUCUGUAUUGGUAAAAGGAAGGAAAAAAGAUAUCUAUCAGUGGGUUAUUUUGUUUGAAUAGAUAUUACCAACUAUUUAGAUCCUAGAAUAGAUUACUUCUCUGUUUAAUGCCUAUUCGUCCCUUUUCAGGUUAUUACAUUUAUAAAGCAAAUAGAACAUUCCUACAUUAAAUAAUAAACGGAAGGUGAAGGCUCAUACACUUGAGAGUGUUUUUAAUUUCCACCACAAUUGGCUCACCAUUUUUAUAACGUUACGUGGUGAUUAGUUUUUUAUAUUAGUAAGUCUAACGUCAUGUUGUAUUCACGUGGUUGAUUUUCAGGCAUGUUAAAGAUCACUUGAUUAUUUUCGACUGUUAACGACUUCAAAUCGUUAAAUUUACGUUUCAAACGAUAUUUCAAGAGGCAUUAGGAUGAUGCCAUAGAAAUGGUAUCUAAUAAAUCUGUUUGAAGUGGUUGAUAUUUAAGCUUUCUUGUUCAAUUUCCAUCUUGAUAUUCAAAUCUUCGAGUAAUUUGUCUACCUAAACCAAAUAUUUCACAAUUUUAUAAUAUUUUUGCUGUGUUCAUUAGAAAUGGUAUACUUUCAAAAUAAGACAUUUUGUAAUAAAUUUUAUUAAUGAUUUAGAUUCAAAGUUAAUGAUUGCAUUAUGGCUAGUGUUGUGUGUUUAUGUGUGCCAUAGUUUGGACUGACCAGAGUUUAUUUAAAGAUCUAAGUGGCCUUUUUUUUUCACAUGUUCAGAUGAAAAUAUAUCGAGCCGACGAGAAAGCUGUGUAGUUAUUAUUUGAAAUGUAGUUAAUCUUUUCCGUUCCUUCUGUUGUAUUAACAGCAGCUGAAAUUAUUUGUCUAAUACUAAUUCCAACACGAAAUGGUCACAUGAUGAAAUAGUACACUGUAAAAAAAAAACAUUAGGCGCUAAGUACAAAACAACCGUGUUGAUUUGUUUGAAGUUAUGCGCAAAGCUACACAAUGGGCUAUCUGUGCUCUGCCCACCACGGGUAUCGAAACCCGGUUUCUAGCGUUGUAAGUCCGCAGACAUACCGCUGUGCAACUGGGGGGCAACCGUGUUGAAGCAUUCCUAUAAGGUUUAAGCUAUAAGUAAUUGAUAAAGUGUUAUGUUAUUUUGCUUAUUGCACUCAACUCUGUACGCAGCCAGUGAACUUAAGAUAGAAACUUCAACAUGGGCAAACAUAUAACAGUAGGGCUAGUUACAUAAGAGCUAUUACAAGGUCGGUACUAACCUGGAAAAGUCAGGAAACCUGAAAAAGAUAUUUAAAAAAACUAUCGAAAACCCUUGAAAAAGUUAGGGAAAAUUUAUUCCCUUCCAUUUAUCUUCGAACAUCCAAGCGAUUGCAAAUUCUACUGCUUAGUUAUGCCUAUUACUGAUUUUUUAAACAAAAUAUUGGAAGGUUAGUCACGUUGUUAUUUUAUCUAGUGAUAAGUAUCCAAAUCCUUACAUUUGAUAGUAGUUUAGAUCAAAUAUCCUUUUACGAACAAAAAUGCUAGUUUUUCUUGUUUAUCAUCAAGUUGCUCUGUCCCUGUGUGAAGACCGUAUUUUAUAAUAGGUAUUCUGAAGUAUUAUUACCCGUUAUACAAAUUCAAGUGGUAUUAUUUAAGUACAAUAAUAUCAAUGUGUACUAUAUAUGCGUGUUAAGGUCUGAAAAAUCUGGAUUUGUGUCUUGAAAAGUUAGGGAAAAAAAAUUGGAAAUUAAACAAUUACCCAAUAUUACUAUUCCACAUCAUGUCUUUUAAUUUAAUGUAGUCUCUAAAUAAUGUUGUUGUUUUUUGUGCAAAAACUAGUUUAGGGCCUUUGGUUUACGAAAUAUUAUUUAGUGGUUGAAAAUAGAUCCCUACUUAAACGCAUAAAACCUUUUAAUUCACAUGCAAACAAACUUUAAUUUAUUUUUGAAAAAAAAAAAAAUCAUUGGUAAUAUUAGUAUGCCUAAGGGCUUUGCAGUAUUACUUCUAACAGUAGUUUAGUUUUAGUUGUUGUUAAGCGCAAAACUACACAAUGGGCUACCUGUACGCUGCCCACCACGGGUAUCGAAACCCGAUUUUCAGCGUCAAAAGCCUGCAGACUUACCACUGAUCCACUGAGGGGUGUUGUAAUAGUUAAGCAUAAAUGAAUAUAGUCACAAUAAUCAUGUGUAAAUUAUUUAGUUUGACUUGGUCUCUUAAAAUAACGAAUGACCAGUGUUUGAUUUCAAGUUACUUACAGUGUGGAUUGGUUCGGCAGUAGACAAAAUAUAUAAAAAUUUGAGUUAAUACUUAGGCGCAAAAAUGAUCUUUGAGUGUGACAUUAUACGGCGAAUCGUUCCAACACAGAAACUUCUUUCAUCGUGACAGUGAGAAAUGUACGCGGUAUUUUAUAAUUCUCUAUCAAUAAGCAACUUAAUAGGAUAUAUGUAUUAUAAGUCGAGCUGACCACAUAAAACUUAGGGUCGAAGGUCAUUUUUACAGUUUCUCGUGAUUCUACAGCAUCAUGCUAAAUAUAAGGUAUCUGAUUUAAUUAACAUCCUCUGGGGAUUAUAUUUAAUUUUACAGUGUAAGUUUGCUUACGUAGCAUCAUAGGUUGACUACCAUAGGUCACACACACAUUCUUAUUUCCCUGAAAGGGAUAUACAGAGUCGUUGGAUAGGAAUAGUGUGGCGGCACAAGUAAGAAACUUCAAUGCAGGUGUGUUAUUGUGCUGGUUUCGGUUCUAUUAAUUAUAUUCCAAAAAAUGUCUUUAAUUAUUGAAAAUUCUGCGACUCACUUUACUUUUUUGUUUUGGAAACUUUUAAUAAAUAUUGAAUCAGAUUUGUUUACAUUUGUAGAUAUUUACAUUGAACUUCACUAGUGAUUAUUUUUGUGUUACAUCGAGAUUGGUUUCAUU